Molecule: messenger RNA, 2964 nt
Organism: Nematostella vectensis (starlet sea anemone)
Lineage: Eukaryota; Metazoa; Cnidaria; Anthozoa; Actiniaria; Edwardsiidae
Product: kelch-like protein 2
Exons: 3
Coding region: 176-1885 (569 amino acids)
Molecular function (GO): protein binding
Source: RefSeq, a predicted model, not a curated record
AGCUGAGACGAACAAAGGAAUAAAGAUCGCGCAAAACAACUGAUGCAUACAUUUAGGGGGAAAACAAAAACAGUGCGCAAUGAAUGAAACAUUCCAUAGAACAUCGAAUUUUUACACUGAUUUGACGACCCUAUCAAUUACGUCUGCCAGCCGUGUCUGAACUGCCCAUUUUCGGAUGGGGUUCAAUAUGGACUUCGUCGACGCCGAAGCUCCGUGUUUUGCUUUCAAACAAAUGAAUGCUUUCCGAUGCGAUGGGAUUUUCUGUGAUGUCGUUUUGAUGACGGAGGACGGACAAGAAAUCGACGCACACAAACUGGUGUUAUCAGCAUCCAGUGAGUACUUUAGAGCCAUGUUUUUAACAGACAUGAAAGAGAGCCAACAGAAGUUUAUAACCAUUCGCGCCAUUGACUCACAGUCGAUGACAACACUAGUUGAAUUUGCAUACACUUCAAACGUGCGAAUAAAUAGUGAAAAUGUGGAAACCUUGCUAUAUGCAGCGAGUAUGCUACAGUUUGUCCGUGUUGAGAAAGCGUGCUACGAGUUCUUACGGAAGAACAUUAACGUACCAAACUGUCUAACGAUAUGGAACUUAGCGGAGCUCCACGGCUGCGCCGAACUAACCGCAUUGGCCGAAAGCUACUCUCGCGGGAAUUUUGUAUCGCUUCUGAAACAUUCCGAGUUCAAAGAAUUGUCUUCUAAACAGCUGGGGAGUCUGCUAUCCCACGAUAAACUAAAUGUUCCAUCCGAAAGUGCGGUUUUCGAGGCCGUGAUGAGUUGGAUGAAACACGAUGUAGAAUCGCGCAAAAAAGAUCUAGCCAACCUGUUGGAACACAUUCGAUUCCCGCUCCUGACAAGAAAGUUCCUUAUCGAUACAGUAGCUAAAGAAGACUUAAUCAUGAAUGAAAGACCGUGUAGAGAGUUUGUAUUGGAAGCGAUUGACUAUCACUUGAUCCCAGAGCGACGGGCCUGCACACGCACGACCCGAACAAUCCCGCGGGAAAAAUCAAGUCGAGCAGUUUAUGUCGUCGGCGGGGAAGAGCAAGGCACCGUGCUCAGUACAGCAGAGUGCUUUGAUUUCAACAAGAAGGCCUGGGGCACACUCGCCCCAAUGAUAAUCGCGCGCAAACAAGUCGGUGCCGCGGUACUUGAAGGUCAGCUGUAUGCGGUCGGAGGCGUUAAUCGGGAGUACGCUGACCUGGUGACCGUGGAGUGUUAUAGUCCAUCAACAAGUCAGUGGACCUCUGUGGCCUCGCUCAACAAGUGCAAAGGCGCUCUAGCGGUGGCGAUCCUGGAAGGCUGGCUAUACGCAGCAGGAGGGUCACAUAACGGCUCCGCCCUGAAGACGGUGGAGCGGUUCGACCCCAUCAGGAACGACUGGACCCAGGUGGCAUCCAUGCGUCUUCCCCGCAGUCAAUUCGGUCUUGCGGCCUUACAAGGCCGGUUGUAUGCGGUGGGAGGUUACAAUGGCAUAUCUGAGAUCGAACACGUCGAGUGCUUCGACCCGAUGAACAACAAAUGGAGUGACGUGAACGGUAUGAACAAAGCGCGGAUGAAUCAUGGGAUCGUUACGUAUGGGGAUAGAAUUUACGUCAUCGGCGGCGCGAACAGCGUCGGACCACUGGACUCUAUCGAGAAAUACAACCCAGACCUGAAUCUGUGGUUGAUCAUCCGAAACACCAUGGACCCUCGGACCGGAGUUUGUGUAGUGGCAGUAUACGGGGGGAGUGAUGGUGUACAGGAUCUCUAUAUCAUCGGUGGGCAGGACUAUCAGGGUAGAAAUAUGAACUCGGUCAAGAGACUGAGUCUGAAGUUUGCGGAUUACUCAACCGCUACAGCACCAUCGCUGAUGCACCCUCGCGCAUUUGCAGGCGUGGCUUCAGUUUAAGUCACAUCCAGGGGUGGAUCUAGCUUUUCACUAAAGGGGGGUUUGGCUCAUUGAUAAAGGGGGGAGAGGGUAAUUUUAUUUUGUUUGGCAGCCCAAAGGGGGGGGGGGGGGGGAGUUAAACACCCAAAACCCUCCCCCUAGAUCCUAUACGGACAUCAGAGCUGUCAGCUUAUACAUAGGCGUCAUUUCUUUUCGUAUGAGGGAGGAUGAGAGAGUUUUACAUUCUUACCAGAAUUUUGGGAGGAUCAUUUGUCCCCCUAGCUCCUGUGCUUUGGUUGUGGUGAUAGUAAAAUUAGAAUUAAACCAACUAUACAAUGGCAACAAAUAUUAGAAAAACAUCCACGCUGACGACCCAACGAAUGCUGAAGGCCUAAAUUUAUCGCAUGUGACAGCGAAUGUUGUCGGAAGUCUAUUCAUUUUGUAAACUUUUUAAUUGAUGGAAUGAUAGGUAGAUAGAUUACAUUGACGUAGGUGGAAACACAAGCACAGAUCGGGCUAUGUUCCAUGUAUUCAGCAGGUGUUUCCCACGUGGAAUAAGUGCACCCCACGCUUUCAGUGACGGCAAACGCGUCACAAGCUGUGUGAGAUAUUGAAUUUAUGAAAAACAAUGAGAAAUUAAAAAAAAAAUUGAAAUUGAGGCGGUUUGCUAACGUCUCCUGUGCGGUUUAAGACAAAGCUUAACUUAUUCCCACAAAUUAACAAAAUUUUAUUCGUCGACUGAUUAAUUCAUUGUGCUAUUCAAGGUGAUUUGCAUAUUUCAAUACCUCAGAAAAAAUGUUACUAAUAUAUUUCAGACAAAAUGAAUUAUCUAAUUAUACUUAUACUGUAAAUCAAUCAGUAAAGUAAACAAUAUUUUGACUUCUGCUUUAGUAAAUCAUGCUAUUUAAUACAAAUUUUAAUAAUUAUAUAAUUAUUUAUGAUGUAUGUAAAAUUUUGACUUCUGCUUUAGUAAAUCAUGCUAUUUAAUACAAAUUUUAAUAAUUAUAUAUUUAUGAUGUAUGUAAAAUGUUAGUAAUACAAAUAAAUGAGGGUUAAUGUUUUACAGGCAAAUAAAAUAUCACAUUGUGUUGCUCAAACUA